Trichoplusia ni (cabbage looper) is the source of this 3533-nucleotide messenger RNA. RefSeq names its product T-box transcription factor TBX20-like. Gene Ontology annotation, cellular component: nucleus. NCBI's taxonomy places the organism in Eukaryota, Metazoa, Arthropoda, Insecta, Lepidoptera, Noctuidae. Gene Ontology annotation, molecular function: RNA polymerase II cis-regulatory region sequence-specific DNA binding; DNA-binding transcription factor activity, RNA polymerase II-specific. The record is from RefSeq and is a predicted model, not a curated record. Gene Ontology annotation, biological process: cell fate specification; heart development; regulation of transcription by RNA polymerase II. The transcript is spliced from 7 exons. The coding region runs from base 1112 to 2698 and encodes 528 amino acids.
AAUUUCAAACGAAUGCAUUCAAUUUCGUCCUGUUUUUCGUUCUGUCGUUUUCUGUUAGCUUUUAGUAGGUAGCUUUAAGGUGGAACUGGCAGAUAAACUAACGCAGUCCAAUUAAAGUCUGUUUUUACCUACAUUCAUUAUUUAAAUUGGGUUUUAAAUCGAACAUAUUAAUGUCGGAUAUAAAAUCGUGCGCAAGUUACCUAUAUCACUUACUUUGUAGCGUAGAUGUAGUAAUGUAGGCGUCUACGAACCUAUGUAAAUGUACAAGGGGCAACCCAUCUGCUUGGAGCUAUUUGCGUCGUGUUAUAAAGUAAGGGCUUAUUUAUUCACGAUAUAACCGCGAAUAUUGUGACGCGGUAAUCGGCGCACGGGCACGGCCCCAUCGAUGGCGGCGAGCUCACAGUGCAUAAAUAGUGAUGCGAGGCGUCGGCGCACCGAGUAAUUCGAAUAAAUACCUCGAUACGAUCGGCUCACCGUUUAACGAGAGAGCCUUUUCCGCGCCGCGGUGAGCCGUUUAGCGAAUUUCAAUAGUUAUCACGCGGAGAAAAACUCGCUCGCCGAGAGGGACGGGCGCGAGCGGCGAGGCCAGCGUGAGCGGGACGGACUUAAUAAGAAAGAAAUAAUAAAAAAGCGGUUGUGUGUGCGUGGUCGGAGUGUGGUGGCAUAGGGCGGCGAUGCAGGCCCCUCCCUGUGGCGCGCCGCCUGCCGCCUGCCGCCGCCUCAGUCUCAGUCACAGCGCGCCGAGCCGCACCGGUCCGCUCUCCCCGCGACACAGCGCGCGUAAAAAGUUUCAACUCGCUCUACGAAACUUGCACCGCGAUCACGAUACCGAACUACGUUAAUAUCGUUAUUCGUUUACUUGUUCUCUGAUAGGCUAGCGAAAAGUUUGUGUUUUUAAAUCUAUUUAUUAAAUCUGUGAUUUUUGCGACUCCUGAAAAUUAAGAAAAUAAAAAUUUCUUAAACUUAUAACUGAGUUCUAAAACUAGCUUUGUUAGUUUAAUUGCUUAGAAACUUUAGGAAGGAACGCUCAGAAGUCACGAUUAAUAUCAUAGUGUCAAACAGCGAGAAAUUUUCAAAUUCAAAGUUGCAUAGAUUAUGUUCUGGCACAUCCAUGGGAUGUUCAGACGGUGACAACGAGUGGUCAGCUGGAGGCAGGCUGGGCUCGCAAGCGGUCAACUUGAUGCUGCUGCAGGGAGAGGCGCGCGAGAGGCAGGGGCCGGCCAUGGAGGAGGACUGCUCCGCGCGGCCCUGUGCCACUGACUUCUCCAUCGCCGCCAUCAUGGCCCGUGACCGCCAGGAGCGGCGCGAGCGGCGGAGGCACAGGGACCCCAGGGAAGACACUCUCAUGCCACUUGAAAAAUUCGUGGACGCGACAGCAUCAGCCUCAGGCUCUCCCUCCCCGCCACUGGCGGAGUACGAGCGCGACUCUCCCGUGGACGUGUCGUCCACGUCCGAGGCAGGGUCCGCCAGCGGAGCGCCCAGCGGCUCGCGCCCCCUGUCGCCGCCCCCCAGGAACCCCCAGCUCGUGGAGCGGUGGUCCAGCGAGGAGAUGCGACACAUACAGUGCCACCUCGAGACCAAGGAACUCUGGGACAAGUUCAAUGAAUUAGGAACAGAAAUGAUCAUCACAAAGACGGGAAGACGCAUGUUCCCGACGGUGCGCGUGUCGUUCGCGGGUUGCCGCGCGGAGGCGCGCUACGCCGUGCUGCUGGACGUGGUGCCGGUGGACGGCAAGCGCUACCGCUACGCGUACCACCGCUCCUCGUGGCUGGUGGCCGGCAAGGCCGACCCGCCCGCGCCCGCGCGCCUCUACCCGCACCCCGACUCGCCCUUCUCCGGAGACCAGCUGCGCAAGCAGGUCGUAUCCUUCGAGAAGGUCAAGCUUACCAACAACGAGAUGGACAAGAACGGACAGCUCGUCCUAAACUCAAUGCACAAAUACCAACCUCGGAUUCACUUGGUGUUGCGAAGAGAAGGCGCUAUCAACGCACCCAUUACAGACUUGGAACAAGAGGAAUUCAAGACGUUCAUAUUCCCAGAAUGCGUGUUCACUGCCGUCACCGCGUAUCAGAAUCAACUCAUCACGAAAUUGAAAAUUGACAGUAAUCCAUUCGCGAAGGGAUUCCGUGACUCUUCACGUCUCACUGAAUUUGAAAGAUACUAUAUCACGGGGGAGCACGAAAGAACAUCAGUCUUCCCCGAUGACGCGCGCUACAGCGCCGCCAGUCAUAGGGAGACUAUGGAAUCCAUGUUGGCCGAACAGCACUUCUUACGAUCACCACUGCGGCCUUUUGACCUGGACCAGCACAACAAUAAUUUGACGUUGGAGGAGAAAGCUAUCCUGGCGGCGCGGUCGCAACUGUUUCUGCGAGCCGCGUAUCCGCUGUACGGCGUGCCGGCGGCCGCGCUGUGGGGGCAGUGGGCGUGCCUGGCGCCGCAGCUCCUGGCGCAGCAGCACCUCGCGGCGUCAGGCUCGGGGCUGCAGCUGCCGCGGCCCGUGUACCCGGGCGCGCUGGGCGCGGGCGCGGGCGCCGGCCCGCAGCCGCUGGCGCAGCACCGCUUCUCGCCGUACCCGGCCCGGCGCGCCUCUCCGGGCUCGUCCCCGGACUCGCUGCGCGAUGCCAGCCCUCACCCCGUGCCGCUGUCGCAUACCCCGCAUACUCCACAUGCCCCGCACCCGCCCCACAGCCCCACUUAGUGAUAAAACGUCGAAUAAAAACCUCCCCGAGAUCUCCCUGUAAUAAUAUGCGAUAUUGUAUGAGAGUCUUUAUAUGAAAUGUUUUCGGAGAGAACACAAAAGAUUUAGAAGUGCGUCGGUGUUUUGCUGCGAAACGAGUGGCGUCGUGAACUUCGAUAAUUUUAUGCGCCGAGAAGUGAAUAAACUGAGUGUGAGUGUGUGCUGGUACAUUUAGAAGUACGAUGUGACUCGUGAAGCCAGGGAGCGACGCGCCUCUGGAACUCGGCUGUUACUGCUCUGUGAAAAAUUGUAUUAUAUUGUAAUAUAGUAUUUAACUGUGCCUACUUUAAAUUUGUAAUUAUUGUUAUAUGUUCCUAAUAGUUUUGUCUGGUAGUGAUGGUUUCUGCUAAAUUCAUGUUAUAGCAAAAUUAGACAUAAUAUCAGAAGUGGAAAUAUUCGACUGUGUAAAUUUGUUUCAUAUCACGCAGACUACUGUUAUCAAACUAGACGGUUGUGGGGAAAUUGUGAAAACAGAAAAAAUGAAUUUGUAUAGGAUCGUAAUGAAUUGGUAACUUAUAAAUUACGACAUCUUACUACACUGUUUCUGGAUAAAUUCAUCUCGUUUAGGUAAAAUGUGCAAUACAACUGAAAAAAAUUGUUUUAGUGAAACUUAGAUGUUUAGUAAGAUAGAUGUAUUGAUAAUUAAAUAGUAGAAAUUAUAUUGCUGUCUAUGUUUACAAUUAAUUCCUACAUCCGACUACAAAUGGAUGUAUAGAUGUACCUACACGGUUACUUUGUAGUUAAAUUAUAGUUAUUAUAAAUAAUAUAUUGCUAAAGAAAUAAAAAUUAAAUGUUU